AUGAGUGGUGUAGGUGGACCUUCUGGAGGACACUCGGGCUCUGUUUACGGUGGGCGCGGUGCUCCGCCAUCAGGUAGAUCGUUUGAAGAUCGUUCAGUGGCACGAGAGCAAAUGAUGCAGACCGUCCGAGACUCUUCUCAGCAAGACCGCCGUGUCUAUGUCGGCAAUCUAUCUUACGAUGUAAAAUGGCAUCAUCUGAAAGAUUUUAUGAGACAGGCUGGAGAAGUCCUCUUUGCCGAUGUUUUGCUACUUCCGAAUGGAAUGUCCAAGGGCUGCGGCAUUGUGGAAUAUGCAACGAGGGAGCAAGCUCAGCAUGCAGUGAAUACACUCAGCAAUCAGAACCUCAUGGGACGUCUAGUCUAUGUUCGCGAGGAUCGCGAAGCUGAGCCUCGUUUUGCUGGACCACCUUCAAGAGAUGCUGGUGCUGGCAGAGGUGGUCCGCCUGGCGCUGGGGGGCGACAAAUUUACGUUUCAAAUCUUCCUUUCAACGUCGGCUGGCAAGAUCUGAAGGAUCUCUUCCGUCAAGCUGCCCAACAAGGUGGCGUCAUUCGCGCAGACGUUUUGAGCGACCCAAGCGGCCGUCCAAAGGGUUCUGGUAUCGUCGUCUUCGAGUCCGCUGAUGAUGCUAGAGUGGCUAUCCAGCAGUUCAACGGCUAUGAUUGGCAAGGAAGAAUCCUUGAAGUUCGCGAAGACCGCUACGCUGGUGGCGGCGCUCCUGGUGGCUUUGGGGGUGGUUUUGGUGGCCGUGGCGGCUUCGGUGGUGGGUUUGGCGGCCGCGGUGGCUUCGGUGGUCGCGGUGGCUUUGGUGGCCGUGGUGGCUUUGGAGGGGGUUACGGACGUGGUGGUUUUGGUGGCUACGAUGCUGGUGCUGGUGCUGCUGUUGCCCCUCCGCCUGGACCACCAAACCCUUUCACUGACUACGCUACCUCGGGAGGUGACAAGAGCGCGACCAUCUAUGUCCGCAAUCUUCCCUGGUCGACUUGCAAUGAAGAUUUAGUAGAUCUUUUCACCACUAUUGGCAAGGUUGAACGGGCAGAGAUCCAGUACGAGAGUAAUGGUCGUUCUCGCGGGACUGGUGUUGUUGAAUUUGAUAAUGCCGAAACUGCAGAAACCGCAAUUUCCAAAUUCACCGGUUACCAAUAUGGUGGUCGUCCUUUGGGAAUCACAUUUGUCAGAUAUAUCCAUCCAUCGGGCCCUGCAGAUGCUGGAGAUGUUGCGGAUGAAUCCGCUGCCAUGACACAGGAUCAGAUGAUGUAA
Molecule: messenger RNA, 1257 nt
Organism: Talaromyces atroroseus
Lineage: Eukaryota; Fungi; Ascomycota; Eurotiomycetes; Eurotiales; Trichocomaceae
Product: putative RNA-binding protein
Exons: 9
Coding region: 1-1257 (418 amino acids)
Cellular component (GO): nucleus; cytoplasm
Molecular function (GO): mRNA binding
Source: RefSeq, a predicted model, not a curated record